Acaulospora morrowiae is the source of this 879-nucleotide messenger RNA. Lineage: Eukaryota; Fungi; Glomeromycota; Glomeromycetes; Diversisporales; Acaulosporaceae. The record is from the annotation of a GenBank genome assembly.
AUGGAAAUGGAGAAUGAUGCAGUUGAUUCACAAAAUUCGGAGAAUGAUUUUGUAAUAUUUCAUGAUGGUGAUAAUUUCUCAACAGCUGAAGCCGAAACAACUAUGUUCAAUAGUAGUAGUUGUGAGGAAGGAAGCGGUGAAAGUGAAUACGAAGAAGAGGAAUCAUACAUCAUUCUCGACUUGGGAACAGAAGUUACAUUGGACAUGAUAACAACUAACGAUAGCUUAAAAAAUAUUUAUAAUCCAAGUACAUACCAUUUUACUUCGUUUGCUGCCUCAAAUUUCCCCGUACGACCACCCGACAAAAACAAUGGUGGCAGUGGAGAAGGUAGUAGCGGCACGCAGGUUGCUGUUGAUCCCUCAGCAGAAAAUGUAGCAAUAGACAAUGAAAGUGCCGAAAGCAAACAGACCGAAAAAGAAGAGAUAACCUAUUCCUUGAUCGGACUAGAUACUGAAAGUCCCAGGUUGCGCAUUGGAAACAUGCAUUUCAAAGGGGAAUAUGAUGAAUCUGUUGGAACUGAUCUGAUUUUCUUGCAAGAUCCCGAUCCUUCGAAUCCUCGACAACAGAUGCUCACAUAUAAUUGUCACACCACCAAAAAAAUCGUCUUUUCAAGAGUCUCGCUGCAGCCUAGCAGUAAAGCGAAGAAUCCAGAAGAAGUUGAUCGAUUGGAAGAUGAAUAUUUUAAGGGUGGUAGAAAUUAUUGGGAUGAUAUGUCAAGGUCGGAAGCCACAAGAAAAUAUUCACAUGAAGAGCCAUGGGUUAUCGAUCGAGAGGGUGAAAACGAUAGUCUAGAAAAUCCACCGGUUGACAAAGGAAAAGGAAAGGAGGUCGAUUUGAGCGAUAAUGAAUACCAAAGUAAUAGAAUGUUAAUAGACUAG